GUUGUUAUUAGCAACUCAUUAAAUUUAGUGGCACUAAAAUAAAGCUCAAGAAACAGCCACAUAAUAACAAUUCAUAGCCAGGAACACGUCUUUGCAUGAACAAUUCAGAACUGUCCCACGUAAUUAAGCACAAAAGUCAAUUAACAAGUACAAAUUGUACAAUCUAUCCUUCUAAGAAAGUUCUGCCAAAAAAAAAUAAUAAUAAAAAAUUCACAGAUUUAAAUAACCAUUCAGAUCCAAACUGUAUGAGUUCCAGACCUCCCCAUUUUAGUUGUCGGAAAAGAUGAUGAAAAUCAGCCCUUUAUUCAUCAUCUCAUCAUCUGUUCUGUUUGUCGCUCUGUUUUCGGCCACUCCAACUUCAGCUCAUUUCUUCCCCAACAUUACUUCAAUCCCGAAAUCUUUAAUCCCAAAUACAACAGCAUGGGACAGGUUUAAUAAACUCGCCGGAUGCGAAUUCGGCCAAAAGCUAGAUGGCUUAUCCAAACUCAAACAAUACUUUCAAAGGUUUGGAUACAUUAACCAAUCCUUCCUUAACUUUACCGAUGAUUUUGACGAUUCUUUAGAAUCGGCCAUAAAGAUUUAUCAGCAGAAUUUCAAUCUCAACGCCACCGGCCAGCUAGACGGGCCCACAUUACAACACAUUACCCGCCCGAGAUGUGGGAACCCGGACAUAGUCAACGGCACGUCUUCCAUGAACUCCGGCAAGGCCGCCGGGAAUACGACUUCCCCCAACAUACACACCGUUGCCCAUUACUCGUUUUUUCCGGGUCGGCCUCGGUGGCCCAGGGGUAAGACGGAGCUGACUUAUGCGUUCCUGCCCGCGAAUCAGGUGGAAGACGUCGUCCGGACGGUGUUCGCUAACGCCUUCGGGAGAUGGUCGGAGGUAACGCCGUUGAAUUUCACCGAGACGUCGUCGUAUAAUGCCGCGGAUAUCAAGAUUGGGAUAUACAGCGGCGACCACAACGACGGGGAACCGUUCGACGGCGUGUUGGGAACUUUGGCCCACGCGUUUUCGCCGCCGAGUGGUUUGUUACAUUUAGAUGGCGACGAGAACUGGGUGAUCGACGGCGACUUCUUGAACGCGCCGUCGUUGGCUUCCGCCGUUGACCUGGAAUCGGUGGUGGUCCACGAGAUCGGGCACUUGUUGGGUUUGGGGCAUUCGUCGGUGGAGGAGUCGAUUAUGUACCCCAGUAUUGCGUCGGUGACCCGGAAAGUGGAACUCACGCCUGAUGACAUUCAGGGGAUCCAGGUGUUGUACGGGUCUAACCCGAAUUCCGACGGGCCACAACCGACGCUCACGCCGAGUAACGAGAAGGAUUCUGGCGGGUCCCAUGGAUUGACGGCGUCAUGGGUCCUACUGACAGCUGGAUUACUAUUGUUGUUGCCGAUGAUUUUAUGAUGAAAAUUACGAAUUUUUUUCCCCAUUCUUGUAAGCAUAGUUCCAUGCUAAUACACAGAUUAGUCCUUAGUCAAUUGCCAUGCAUUGAUUUUUUUGAUGUCAGUUUUGCGGUAAUUCUAUAUUUCAAUUUGAUUGAUUCUAAUGUGGUAGUGUGUUGAUUUUAUUUAUUUUUUUUAUUUUUGCGUAAUUUCAUUUCUUCGCUCAAUAAAUAAUUAUCUAUUUAUAUCAAAAGUUAAAAUUCAAAUUGGAGUAUCAUUUCAGGACGGAGAAGGAAGUAUGAUUUUUAUAAUUAUCAUCAUAUGUCAUAUAUAGCAUGCUCUAAUGAGUUUUGGCAUUUGACUAAUUAUUAUGUGAAAGUUUAUUAGCAUAUUUCUCUAUUGAUUUCAAUUUACAGGUCGAAUAUCGAUGUGAUUGAUCACACAUCUGCAUUUCAUAUGAUGAGUGCUUAAAAAAUGGAACACCCGAAGUUACAUUAUGCCAAACACACAUGGAUAUCACAUGCACACCUUUUGUCUUUUGAGGUGGAUGUUAGUUGUUUCCUAAACGGCAAAAGUUCAAGCUAACAAACAAUGAACACCACAUUCCGUCCUAUAACAAUCAACAA
Oldenlandia corymbosa var. corymbosa is the source of this 2003-nucleotide messenger RNA. Lineage: Eukaryota; Viridiplantae; Streptophyta; Magnoliopsida; Gentianales; Rubiaceae. The record is from the annotation of a GenBank genome assembly.